This is a messenger RNA of Symbiodinium sp. CCMP2592, 1047 nucleotides long. The record is from the annotation of a GenBank genome assembly. Lineage: Eukaryota; Dinophyceae; Suessiales; Symbiodiniaceae.
AUGGAGCCAAUCUCAUUGAGUUUGCUCGCUGUGAGUGCGCCGACGGCGGGGACCUGGUCCUGGUUUUCCUGGCUGUCAUGGCAGGGCUGGCUGUCACUUGCAACCGCAGCGGGAGCUCUCGGCGCAGGGGGCUUGGCUGCUUGUGGCAAAAGCCAUGAGGAGGUCGAAACUGUGAAGCUGCAUGUGCCCGGAGCGGGUGCUCCGCAUGCUGUCCCCGGAGCUGGAGCCGUGCAAGCUGCGCUGGACUUCCUUCACGGGCACAGGCGAGAUGUAGAAACAGCUCUGUUGCCAGCCCACUGGAAACUCGACCGGAAGCUGGGCCAAGGCGCAAGUGGCUGCGUGUACGCUGUUUGCUUCGGUGCAAGGCAAUACGCGGUCAAACGGAUUGAACCGCCGAGUGAUAAAGUUGAUGCUUUGACUGAGUACAUCGGCACUCGGUGGCACAGCCGUGAUUUCUUGCACCAGAUCCGGGCUAUUUGCGAGGUUAUUGGCACGCCGCUCGAUGAUGAGCUGGCAUGGCUUGGGGCCCACUUUGAGAAUGCCAAAAAGUUUGUCGAGCAGCACUGUUGCUCGCUCCGGCGGCAGGACUGGGCGAUCAUGUUUCCGAUUGCAUCUAGCGAGCAGCUUGAGUUGUUAAACAAGCUCUUGGCGUUUGAUCCCACCAGACGACUUGUUGCGCAUGACGCCCUGCAGCACGCUUGCCUCAAAGAUGUGUACGAUGCGGAAGAUGACUCGUUCAGCGUAAAGCAUUGGAGCUGGGAUGAUGGCGGGGGCGAUGUGCCCUCGCUGUGGAAGAAGAUUGACGCAGUGCCCCUCUACGGCGGUGCCUUGACAUGCGAGCUGCCAAGGACCCUCACCGACGCCAGCGCCUUCCGAGAGGUGCCAGACCACCAAGAGGUCUGGGUCGACACCAGCUCGGACAGGAGUGUAGUCAUUGAAAUCCUGGAGGCGAAGGACCCGAAUGGGGCUGCCUUGAGCCUUGCUGGGGAUGAUGAUGAGAACGGGGAGAAGAAGGAGGGUUCCUUUCUGAUAAGAAAGCACUGCUAA